AUGCAUCUCAUCUCUAAUAGCUUGCCGCUGCCCACCUUGGACUGGGUGCAGCGCAUGGAGCUGCAGCGCACGCUGGAGGGCCACGGCGGGUGCGUCAACACGGUUGCGUUCGACCCCGCGGGCUCAUUACUCGUCUCAGGCUCGGACGACAUGACUAUCCGCGUCUGGGACUGGGAGCAGGGCUGCCAGGUCCUGUCGUGGCAGAGCGGCCACCGCAACAACGUCUUCCAGGCUCGCUUCAUGCCGCACUCGCACAACAGCGUCCUCAUCAGCUGCGCAGCCGACGGGCAGGUGCGUGCCGCGGACUUGCCCCCCGGCGGCGGCGCGCGCACCAUCACCAGCCGCAAGCUGGCGCAGCACGACGGGCGGGCGCACCGCCUGGCGCUGGACCCGCUGAACCCGCGGUUCUGCUUCUACAGCUGUGGGGAGGACGGCGAGGUCAUGCACUUUGACCUGCGGCAGCCAGCUGCGCGCUGCCGGCAGCGACUGCUCGUCUGCCGCGGCUUCCCCGGCCCCUCCCAACGCUCUCCCACCGUCAUCGACCUCAACUGCAUCCACGUGAACCCCGCCCGCCCCGAGCUCUUCGCCGUCGGCGGCGGCGACGAGUGGGCACGCGUGUACGACCACCGCCUGACCACCAGCAGUGAAGACGGCGACCGCCCCCAGGCGGUGCGGCGGCUGCGGGAGUCGUCUGCGGCCAACGGCAGCAGUCAUGGGGCAGGCAACACCCGGGCAGGAGAGGAACAGCAGCAGCAGCAGCAGCAGCAGCAGCAGGGCAGGGAGCAGCAACAGAGGCUUCAAGAGGAGCGGGAGGAGGUUGAGCUGCAGGCGCUCCUUGGUACAGACGAAGCAGAGGACGACCUGGCGGGCAGUGAGGAGAUUGACGAUGACAACGAGGAGGAGGGGGACGAGGAGGAGGAGGGGGACGAGGAGGAGGAGGAGGAGGAGGAGGAGGAGGGGGAUGAAGGGGAGGGUUCAGAAGAGGGAGAUGAGGACGAGGAGGAGCAGCAGCAGCAGCAAGAGCAGGGCAUGGACGUUGACGCUGCGCGGCUGCUGCGGCAGCAGCGGCACGACCCUGAGGGGCGCGACGCGGACCCCGGCCAGGACUGGGUCAUCGGGGUCUACACGGGCCACCGCAACGCGCGCACCGUCAAGGGCGUGUCAUUCAUGGGCGCGGAUGACGAGUACGUCGUCAGCGGCUCCGAUGACGGCCAUGUGUACGUCUGGUCGAAGGCCACCGGCGCGCUGCUGUGGUGGGCUCAAGGCGAUGAUGAUGUCGUCAAUUGCCUCGAGCCUCACCCGUUCCUGCCCAUGACCCUGGCCACCAGCGGCAUCGACGACACCAUCAAAGUCUGGGCCCCCACCGCCCCAGAGCGCCGCCCAGUGCCUCCAGAGGCGUACCGGAUAAUGGACCGCAACCACGACGCGCGGGAGCGCGGCCCCGAGCGGACCGCGCUGCCGGUGUCGCCAGAGCUGCUGCGCCUGCUGUUCAGCCGGCGGCGCGCGGGCAACAGGUCGGGCAGCGACGGGGAGGGCGUGGGUUUAGGGGAGGGCGAGGACAGCGAGGAUGACGACGAGGGUUGCCGUGUUAGCUGA
This is a messenger RNA of Monoraphidium neglectum, 1596 nucleotides long. RefSeq lists its product as hypothetical. Bases 1 to 1596 code for a protein of 531 amino acids. The record is from RefSeq and is a predicted model, not a curated record. The transcript is spliced from 9 exons. Gene Ontology annotation, molecular function: protein binding. Gene Ontology annotation, cellular component: cytoplasm; Cul4-RING E3 ubiquitin ligase complex. NCBI's taxonomy places the organism in Eukaryota, Viridiplantae, Chlorophyta, Chlorophyceae, Sphaeropleales, Selenastraceae.